This is a messenger RNA of Uloborus diversus, 4144 nucleotides long. Its product is annotated as DNA repair protein complementing XP-C cells-like. Gene Ontology annotation, molecular function: single-stranded DNA binding; damaged DNA binding. Gene Ontology annotation, cellular component: nucleus; nucleotide-excision repair factor 2 complex; XPC complex. The transcript is spliced from 7 exons. The record is from RefSeq and is a predicted model, not a curated record. NCBI's taxonomy places the organism in Eukaryota, Metazoa, Arthropoda, Arachnida, Araneae, Uloboridae. Gene Ontology annotation, biological process: nucleotide-excision repair; mismatch repair. The coding region runs from base 126 to 3842 and encodes 1238 amino acids.
GCUUGUAACUGCAACUACGGUUCAUGGAAAAGCGCGCGCAAAAGGAUUACAUCAUUGUUUGCAACUUGGAGGGUCUUUAAAAAAUUCUCACACAUACUGUUUUCAUAAUUUUUUCUUGGCUGACGAUGGUUCAUACCAGGAAACGAAAGUACCAAGAGGAACAAUUGCCUGAAAAGAGGAAAUUGAAUCAUACUUCAGUUCAGAUAGCUAGUUCAAAUAGUAUUAACAAAAAGUUUGCUUGCAUUAGAUCAAAUCAAACACUAACUAAAUCAAAUUCACCCAACGUUCAAAUAAAAUCAAAGUCUAGAAAGCGAAGUAGUAUAAAAGAGUAUAAAAAGAAAAAUGGGAAAAUUAUUAAAGUUGAAAUAAGAGAGGACACCAAAUGUGAUGAAAAUUCCAAUGAUAGUGGUAUUUUUUCAAAUAAUUCAGUUGAUCUGAGUUAUGAUAAUACAACUUUAUCCAGUAAUUCAUUGUGUGAUGAAUACGAAAGUGAGAAAUCAAUUACUACCAAGCAUUGUGAAGUGAAAAAUGAUUGCUGUGAAAAUAAUUUAAAAACCUUACAAAUUGUAUUGAUGAAAAUGGAGAACGUUGAUAAGUACAUCACUGGCCAAAAAAAUGUAUUUUCCUGUCAGCAAAGAAGUAACUUAGAUGCUAAACUUGAUUCCUGUAAACAUACAGGUCCGUUGUCUACUGUAUAUUUGCGCAAAAUCGCCGAAAACGUUAGCUCAGAUAGAAAAAUACCUUCUGAGACCCAACUUUGUCCAGUUGGAUAUAAAUCUUCAAGUGCAAAAGUGAUCAAAAGCAAAAUUUCUGGUUCAAGAAAACUGCGUUCGAAAUGUCAUGCUGAAAAUUUCAGUAUUGUUACUCGUAAGAGAACCGUAAGUGAUGUUAAAAAGAUAGGAUUUUCUAGCAAAGAUGUUAGCCAAGAUAAAAAACUGAGUUCUGAAACAAAACUGUCUUCAGUCAGACUUAAAUCUGAUAGUGCAGAGUUGAUCAAAGACAGGAAGUCUUGUACCAAAAAACUGCCUACAAAAUGUCCCGCUGAAGAGCUUAGCAGAGUUACUCGUAAGAGAAGCAUAAAUGGUGUUGAAAAAAUCGAAUUUUCAGAUAGUUCAGAGUUGAAUUUACAAAAUGACAAGUAUUCUGAAAAAUUGGAAAGUUCAGAGACUGUUGAUAGUAUAAAAAUUUCAAAGGAUUGCAAUAGGAGGAAAGAUAACAAAACUACUAAAAAAUUGAAAAAUUCAAAUCUUUGUGAUAUGCUCAAGACAUCAAUUGAUUAUGAAGAAUUGAAAAACUCAAGUGUUGCCAAUUUAGUCAAUACAUCAAAAGUACCUGGUAAGAGAAAAAAUUCUAAAACUGCUUCCAAACUAAAGAUUUUAGAUAGUGCUCAAAAAUUUGAUGCAUCAAAUGUUGAAGAUUUUCAAAAAUCAGAACUAGAUGAAAAUUUAAAAAUGCCUAGCAAAGGAAUGAAUGUUGAAGAGUCUGAAAUUACUGACAAAAUCAAGACUUCAGAUAUUGUUAAUAAACUGCAAGAAGGUGAUGGGAAUAAAAUACAAAAUUUGAAUGUUUGGAACCUUGUAAAUGAAUUUGAAAACAAGGAAACCAAUGGGCAAGACAGUUCUAGUUUUAAUGAUUAUAAAGAAUUGAAUUUAAGUGAAAAAUCCAACAGCAGUGAUUCUGAAUGGGAAGAAGUUGAGGAAAAGGUUGAACAAAAUCUUGAAGAUUAUAAACCAGAUAUUCUUCAUGAAGGAGUUGAAAUAACUAUUGCUUAUAAGGAUAAGAAAAAAGAGAGAUUGAAACUAAAACGAGAGAGAGAAUUAGAAUGUGCUAGGCUUAAUGUAAAUAAAAUACGUCGAAAUAAUCAACUUCUUGUACAUAAGGUUCAUCUCUUAUGCCUUUUGGCUCGAGGGUUUCACCUAAACAAAAUCUUGAAUUCUCCAAUUGUGCAAGCUAUGACUCUCUCUUUAAUUCCAGGUGAAUUAAUUUCUAAAACUUCAGGCAAAAAGGUCGAAAAAAUAAAUGUUAGUGGAUUAAGAGAUAUUAUGUUAUGGUUUUGUAAGUCCUUUUCUUAUGUUUCCGAGUGUGCCUUUUUCACUAACAUAUUUUUUAAUCUUGUCAAAAGUUUUCAUAAUAAAACAGCUGUAAAUGUUUCAUAUUAUAAUCUUCUGUUUGUAGCUGUGGCCCGUGUGCUAGGGUUUAAAGCUAGAUUUUGUAUGAGUUUAUAUCCAGUAACUUUUAAAGCUCAAAAUUUACUUCAAAAAAAUAGAUAUGUAGAAAAUGCUUCUGUUAAGCCAGAGACUAGUUGUCAAGAAAAAUCAACUGUUGAUUUGGAAAAAGAAGAAAAAGUUGUAUCAAUCCAGCAAAAGAAAACUUCAAGUGGAAGUAAUAAAAAUAAGCAGCCUAAAAGUUUGAAAAAGAGCCCUAGAAUAAGAAAAUCUGUUAAAAAGAGUUACAAAAUUAGUGAUGAUGAAACAGAUGAUAGCUUUAAAGAUGAAGAUUUUAAAGCAAGUGACUUAUCUGAUGAAGAUUCAGAUUUUGAAGAUUAUGGUGGUGGUCAAAAAAGCCGAGAAAGUAAAGCUAAGCAUCCCAAAACCAUGGUCAUUAGCUCCAUAGGUAAGACUGAAUCAAAGUUAAAUGUAAAAAAGCAAAGAAAGAGCUUGACUGCUAAAAAUUCUGCAGUGUAUGAUGAUGAAAGUGAUGUUGAUGAUUUUGUACCAGUUAAACUAAAAAGAAAUACGAAGUGUAAUUCUAGCAGUAAAAGGAGACAAAAUAAGCAGAAAAAAACAUCUGAGCGCUAUGUUUAUUCAUACGAAUCUUUCUAUAAGUCUGAUAAGAUUAUAUGCUGGACAGAAAUUUUUUCCAAGACAGACAAAAGAUGGAUAUCAGUUGAUUGCGUGAAUAAAGUCAUAGGUAAUUCUUAUGAAUUUGAAGCUUUAGCACAUCAACCAGUGUCAUAUAUUAUAGCCUAUGACAACGAUUCCUAUGUAAAAGAUGUCACAAGUCGUUACUGCAGCGAUUUCAUGAUAUCUACUAGAAAGUUAAGAGUGGUGUCUGAAUGGUGGACAGAAACUAUUAAACCAUAUUUUCCUCCUCGUUCUAAAGUUAGCAUGGAGGAAGAUGAUGAAAUGGACAUGACAUUGAUUCAUAAACCUAUCCCUCAAACUUUAGCAGGGCUGAAAGAUCAUCCACUGUAUGCACUGAAGAGACAUUUGCUUAAAUUUGAAGCCCUAUAUCCUCCUGAUGCACCACCAGUGGGCUUUCUGAGAGGAGAACCAAUUUAUCCUCGAGAUUGUGUAGCCAAGUUACAGUCUCGAGAAAAAUGGUUUAAGAAUGGCAGAGUUGUCCGCCCUGGUGAAGAACCUUACAAGAUGUCAACUCACUUAACAUGGGAUAAGGUAAAUCGAGUGAUACUGAAAGAUGUUCCUCUUGAAUUAUUUGGAUUCUGGCAGACUGAACCUUAUCAACCACCUGUUGCUAAGGAUGGAAAAGUGCCUAGGAAUGAUUAUGGAAAUGUUGAGCUUUUUCGAGGAUAUAUGCUUCCAGUAGGAACUGUUCACAUACAAAUUCCAGGGAUAAAUCGUAUUGCCCAGAAAUUAGGUAUUGAUUGUUCUGCAGCUGUUGUUGGUUUUGAGCUCACCAAAGGGCAUAUUCGUCCUAAAUUUGAUGGAUUUGUUGUGUGUGAAGAAUUUAAGGAUACUCUUAUGCAUGCUUGGGAAGAAGAGCAAAAACUUGCUAAAAAGAAACAAAGAGAGAAAAAUGAAAAACGUAUCCAUGGAAAUUGGAAAAAGCUCAUAAAAGGUUUGCUUAUUCAAGAAAAGAUUAAAAAGAAAUACUUAAAUUAACAUGUUCAUCGCUCUGAAAUAAGUGUUUUAAAGUUUGACGAUUUCAGCUAAAAAUUAUCAAACACUUUAUAAUUAAAUGCAUAUAAAAUGUAUGAUCAAACUUUUUAUGUGUGAGAACCGGUGUUAAUAGUGAGAUUAGUUUUAGUCAAAUUGUAUUGUAGCUAUUUUUAAUACUAUGUUAUGUUUUUAGAGAAGCUAUUUUAAUAAUUUAGAAAUUUUAUAAUGUUACUGAUGUAUAUGAUUGAUAACCUUAAUUUGAUACUUAACAAAUUGUACAUUUGAGAUUUUAAAUAAAGUUUUAA